GUCCGCCAGUUGACGCGCCCAGUCGCUGCCGCGUGCGCCAACGUCUGCGGAGAGCCACCUGGAGCGCCAACACACACACACGCAGCACAACACGAGGCAGGCGUCUGCUGCUGCGGGCAUCCACCAUCACCUCACCUGCCGCUCCAGCUCCCCGUCUGUAGGUGACGUCCGUGUAAAUGGGCGGUUGCGAUGUCGAUGACAGCUCCGUGUCCGAGCGAGUGCCUGUCGAACGCGAGACACGAGUGCGUGUGUAAAAAGCUGCGCCGAUUCAAACUGAGACCACUGGACUGAACGGUGUUUACGAAGUGAACCCCCGCUACGUUUACCACGGAGGAAACUACGCUCCACUCGGCGCCCACAGUGACUGAGCCACCGACGAUAUUAGAGUCCAGUCAAGGCCCUCGGCGAAUGGCGUCGGGGGCGGCUGUGGCGGCGACUGCGACGGCGACGGACGCGGGGGCGGCGCUGCUGGUGGCGUGCGACGUGGCGCUGCUCUUCCUGUUGGUGGCGGGGCUCUUGGCCAACGCUACCGUGCUGCUCGUCUUCUACCGGCGGCCCGGCCUACGCACCCUGUCCAACAGGUUCGUGCUGAAUCUGGUGGCGACGAACCUGUCGGCGUGCUGCGUGUUCCUCCCGCUGGCGGCCGCGGACUCCGUGCUGUCCCGGCCGCUGUCCGCGCUCUGUUCCGCCGGCCGAGCCGCCGCCGCCGCCACCUGCGCAGCCUCAAUCCUUGGAGUACUGCUCAUCGCGCUCGACCAGUACUGCGCAGUCGUCGACCCGCUGCACUACCACUCGCGCAUCAACAAGCUGCGCUCCGCAGCCAUGAUGCUGACGGCGUGGAGUGUGGCGCUGGUGUUCGGCGCCCUGGCGGGCAUCGUCCCGGUGGAGGACUCCUCCGGCUCCAGUCUGUGGCAGGCGUGCUUGUACCGGCAUGCGCGUUCCGCUCCCAACACCAACACCACCGCCGACAACACCACCAGCACCAUCAGUGUGGAGGAGCCACAGCUGGAGCGGGCCGAUUACUCUCUCUACAGGGAGACAUUCGCCGCCUGCUACGCCAUCUUCAUAUUCGCCAUCCCGUUUGCUGGUAUCGCGUGGAUCUACCUGUGCAUCUACUCUGCGGCACACCACAACAGCAAGCGGACACGGCUCACUGGUUCUGGUCCGGUGGCAGCCAGCUCGCAGCUGACGUCACAAGUGAGCACAGCGGACGCGUCGGUCGACGCACAGGUGGCGGACUGCCAACCGCUGGCGUCGGUGGCGGAGGAGGCAUCGUCGGGAGACCUGCAGCCGCCGCAGCUGCAACAGCAGCCGCAGCCCACCACCAUCACCUUCUCCGUGUCCGCUGCGCCCGCCUCGGAGGACAACACGGCCCUCCUGCAACAAGUGACAGUGACGGUGACGCCGCCGAGCUCCCCGCAGAAGGGCGGCGGCCCUCCCACCUGCCAGUCGUCGCCCGCGCCUUCGACGCCGCUCUCGCGCGCUGCCAGCGUCCGCAGCACGUCGAGCAGCAUCGUGACGUCACUGAAGCACCGCAUCUCGAACGCGAGCGUGUUCCGCUACCGCGAGGAGACGCGGGCCGCGCGCGUCUCGGCGCUCGUCGUGGUGAUGGCGCUCUUCUGCUGGUUCCCCUACGUGGCGGCGCUGCUGCUGCACUCGGGGCUGCUGGUGGCGCUGCCCGCCGGCGGCGUGCCGCACUACGUGGACGCGCUCAGCCUCACCAUGCUGGCCGCGGGCACGGUCGCUUCGCCAUUUCUUUUCGCCCUCCGGUCGCGCCGCGUCCAGCGCGAGGUCCGCCGUAUCUUCGGGCUGCCGAGGCCGUCCGAGGCGGGGUCCGGUACCGCCACGUGCCGUCGGAAGGCGCCCACGCUGAGGCGUCCGCCGUCUGUGCAGGUCCACCACCCCCAGCAGACGCAUCUCACUGCAAACUACAGCCACGUGUCGCUGGACGUAAUGGCCUCCCUGGCGGAAGGCGAGACUGACUCUCUGUCCAAAGACAGUUCCUCGUCGGUACUGCAGUCGUUGCUCAGCAAAACUAAAUGGGGCUACAAGCAGCCCAAGUGCCGGACUAUGCUGUGCGACUUCGUGCCAGUUCCCGAUGCGGCCCUCAGCGUGGACACUUGUCGCAGUUCCUUCUCCAGUGGUGCUAGUACGCAGUACACGUCUUCCACCGUGGACACUGGAAUAGAUGACUGAGAUCGCCAAUUGCAGUGGUGUCGUUCGACUGUGUGAUCGUAACGACUGUUCGAAAAGACACUGUACAGUGCCGCAUUGUGUAUUUGGCGUUUUCUGUGUCCGUAGCCUGGAGUGCGAGUAAAACUGAUACUGUCAAUGCACAAUUGUGUACCAUAUUCCACUAAGUAUUCAAACCGUCAAAAAAUAACAAACACGUCUGUGUUUUUUGCUGUGUUAGAAAUUUUGUAGAGCAUUUACAAUUAGGAACUUCAGUAAGGAUGCUCUGGAGGUUGAUGUGUAACAAGUGUACUGUUUAGGGGAAAGAAGCUGAAGCACAGUCUCAGCUGAAAAUGGCUGCAUACUGAUUGCAGACUCUUCCAUCGAGAGAAUGAUAAACUAGACUAAAAUCAAUGCUAGAGCAUCACAAGUUAAUUGUGACAUACCUCGGACAAAGUCGUUGUAGUAGUAGUAGUGCUGUAAAUAGAGCAUAUUCGAACAGUUAAGAUAUGUAUAGUGCAGCGUGUCAGUAUUCCUUACAAUUAAGUUCCUGAAAGUGCUUAACUUUCUCAGAAGAAUGAUGAAGAGGUUGCUGAGGGUACUGCCAGCAUAUAACAAAAUUUGCAGGGUCUUGUGAUAGUAAGAAAUUCCAUUACUGUGAGUUCAUUAAGGAAGAAAAUUUAUUGUGGAGACUGCUAUAGGCAGCCAACAUUUCAGAUUUUCUAAAAUUUCAGUAUUCCACAGCUUGGUAGUGAAACUUCAAGUCCACAACUACAUUGCUGAAUAUGAGAGAGAGAGAGAGAGAGAGAGAGAGAGAGAGAGAGAGAGAGAGAGAGAGAGAGAGAGAGAGAGAGAGAGAGAAUGAUAGUGAUAUUAGAGCACUUUCACAUUUAUGUAGAUGGAAUAUGCUCUCUACAUUGGUACAGCAGUAUGUGAUGAUACGGUUGACCAGUGCUUAUUUAUAUGAGCUCAAAUUCUACUCACUGUAACUAACAGUCUUACCAUGUGACAGGUACAAAGCUUGGCUGGGAAUUAGUUAUUUCUCACUGAGCAUUUAAGUUACAAUAUCAUUACUAAGUAAUGUUACCCUUGCUGCAAUGUAGCAGUACAGACUCAUGCCACUGCCUAUUGUUAUUACUACAGCUAACCAACAUGGGGAAUUCGAAACACAUUGUGCAUGCUCCAAUGCUCUGAAAAAAAUCAAUGAAAAGAAAUAUUAUCCUAACAGAUGGUCAGUUACUGUUGCUUGUAAUUAACAGAUGUUGGUAGAUAUUAUUGUCAGAAAUACUGGCAUAAUAAAUUAUUGAGUUAAUAUUAAGAUUUAUAUCCUCAGCCUGUUUCAGCAAGGUCAGUCAAGCUAGUCAGAAUAUUAGUUUCUUUCAGACAUCAAAAAUUAGGCAAUGAUCAGAAGCUGAUUACAUCAAAAGAAUACUGCUGUACCUUCUGAAACGUCUAGAAAAUUAUGUAGCAACUUAUAAACUGUGUGUUCACAUCCCUGCUAUAGUGGGCUGUUUCUAAGUACAAAUGAUGUAAACAAAAAGUGACAACUUUAGAGGAACAGCAUUCUUUCAAGCCAAAUGUUUUGCCUGUCAAAUUGUAAAAUGCUAUCAGCAUAGUGAUAUUAUAUUUAAGUUUUGAAAAGACUGAUUUAAAGUAAUAUUAAACUGUUGUUUUAAUUUUUAUAAAAAACACAAUUCAUCAAGAAUUGCAGAAAUAAAUUUUUAUUUUAAAUGUUAGAUAUUUGAUGGAGAUUGUGCAGCUCAAAACUCACAAAUUACACUUUUCUAAAUUCAAAAUAUGUUUUGUAUUAAACACAUUUCAAAUUAGAGGCAAUUAAUCUUGAAUUAUGCAAAACUUCAGCUGUGUUUUUAUUAAUU
Messenger RNA from Schistocerca americana (American grasshopper), 4049 nucleotides. RefSeq names its product tyramine receptor tyra-2. The transcript is spliced from 6 exons. Gene Ontology annotation, biological process: G protein-coupled receptor signaling pathway. Lineage: Eukaryota; Metazoa; Arthropoda; Insecta; Orthoptera; Acrididae. Gene Ontology annotation, molecular function: G protein-coupled receptor activity. The coding region runs from base 409 to 2196 and encodes 595 amino acids. Gene Ontology annotation, cellular component: membrane. The record is from RefSeq and is a predicted model, not a curated record.